UAGAAAUUAUUGAUGGUGAUUGUCUCUCUAUUGUUAAUCUUAGACCUUGUGGAUUCGAUGUUUUGACAGGUGUUAUUGAAAUAUUGUUAAUGGAAUAUCAUGACAUUAACAAUAUCAAUGGAUUUACCAUGAACAAUUAAAACGUACUUGGUGGAUGAAUACUGUGGGAAGAAAUAGAAGUAUUUGUGUUGCCCCGAUUAAUUGGUGAUUAAAUUUUAACAAUGGGAUUGCGAAUCUAGUGAAACGAAUACCAUUAUACUAUUGCUAUGAAGCUAUGUAAUUUUUUCAAAUUCUAAACUACUUUAGUGAAAACUAAUCAACAAUGUUAGCUGUAAAGAACUUUUUUAUGCCCGAGAAGAGGGUGGACUCUCCAAGAUUUUCUCGGAUGCCGGAGGCUCUCAUGAGGUCUAUAAGACGCCGGUCUCUGAGAGUUAAGCGGACGAAGUCUUUAGUACUUGUCAGCGAGAAAAGGAAAUCUGAUUCUUUCGUCAACAGCCAAGAAUGGACAGCGUCGCGAGGGGUGACAGAGCUAAGAGUUGGAGUUUUGGGGUCUCCGGACAGUGGUAAAUCAGCGCUAGUUCACCGCUAUUUGACAGGGACUUACAUGCAAGAGGAGAGUCCUGAAGGUGGCCGCUUCAAGAAGGAAGUAAUCAUUGAUGGGCACAGCUAUCUUCUCCUCAUUCGGGAUGAAGGAGGAUCACCCGAGAUGCAGUUCACGGCGUGGGUGGAUGCUGUAAUUUUCGUGUUCAGCCUUGAUAACGAAAUCAGCUAUAAUACGGUUUCUAACUACUUCAAUAAAAUGUCCCACUACCGGAAUUCCGCAGAGAUUCCGAUCAUAUUGGUCGGCACACAAGAUGCCAUAAGUGAAAGUAGUCCACGCGUCGUGGACGACAAUCGAGCUCGCAAGUUAUCAACUGAACUGCGAAGAUGUUCUUACUACGAAACUUGUGCUACGUAUGGUUUGAAUGUUGAGCGAGUAUUCCAAGAUGCUUGCCAGAAGAUCGUAGGUACACGUCUGUCCUCAUCUUCCCAGUGCUUAUCUGGGGGCUCUAGGCCCGUGACUCCACAGCCCCUUGUAAAUUCUCCAAGCCAUAAUCAUUCCACAUUCCUCUAUAAGGAUUCUCUGCCCCGCGGUCACCACACACUUUCCGCCUCAUCGCAUCACCUCCACCGCGGAGCACAAUCCUUCGAUGCGUCAUCCAAUAGCAGCGGCAUCUCCUCCACACACGUUGUCGAGAUUCACAGUACAAAUGGCUCUGACACUUCAUCUCGAUGGGGCAACUCUCUCGGCAGCCAUGGCUCGUCCUCGGGCCUAGUUUCUAUAGCAACAGAGAACAACAACGUCAAGUUCACCGCUCCACAUUGUCUGGAUAACCUACAACCAGUGAAAGACGCAAAAGAUCUGCCCACCCCUUCGUCAACUCCAACAACUUCACGGAAGACGCGAAGAAGAUCCAAUCUCUUCACUCCUUCGAAAAAAGGCGAUGACAGAUUGAAGAACGGUGAACUAGGCUCUGGUAGAGCCAUUCCUUUGAAACAAGGAUAUUUGUACAAGAAGAGCAGCAAGGCGUUGAAUAAAGAAUGGAAGAAGAAAUACGUCACCCUGUGCGACGAUGGGAGGCUCACGUAUCAUCCCAGCUUGCACGACUACAUGGAAGAUGUCAACGGCAAGGAGAUCUCACUUCAGUACGUGACAGUGAAGGUGCCAGGGCAGAAACCUCGGGGAUCAAAGUCGAUCAUCACCACUGUCCCAGGAUACAAUGGUUACAGCAGUCUGGAUAUCCAUGAUAGCAUUGGUGGACUUUCAUUGGGGUACAAAGAAAAACCAACGCGAGCAACCGAUAAAGCUCUAAUGUCAGCGUUUGACACGAUGAAAGAGCCGGCAUCGAGUCGCCAAUCGCUCGCUUCUGAAGUGGAAGUUGGAUCCACUAAUGGCGCUGAUAAGGACACUCCUCAUGUUAAGAAACGGCAUCGGCGAAUGAAGAGCAGUGGGCUUAAGAAGGAUGGCGAAGAUGACGGCGACGGCGCAACUUCGUGCGAGUUCACCAUCGUAAGCUUGGACGGCAAACGUUGGCGGUGGGAGGUUGGCGCGACAGGCUGCGCUGCGGCUGCAGAGAGAGACGCCUGGGUUGCUGCGGUUGAGGCUCAGAUACUGGCUUCUUUACAAGGACGGACGUCUCGGCUACCAGCGCCAACUGGCGCAAACUCCACAGGCGAUGUCAGAGCCACGUACUACAUCAGGAGGGUCAAAGGCAACGACAAGUGCUGUGAUUGUGGCGCUGCCGACCCGGACUGGGCGAGUCUGAACCUGGGCGUCCUGAUGUGCAUCGAGUGCUCAGGCGUGCACCGCAACCUCGGCUCGCACAUCUCGCGGGUUCGCUCGCUCGACCUCGACGAGUGGCCAUUGAGCCACGUGAGCGUGAUGGUGUCGUUGGGCAACGCUCUCGCUAAUUCGAUUUGGGAAGCAGAUUUACGUGGACACAUCAAGCCUAUCGCUAAUUCUAGCCGGGAAGAGAAAGAACGGUGGAUUCGUCUGAAGUACGAGAGGCGGGCGUUCCUGUCCGCCACUGAGGUUCCGACGGGUCUGGAGGCGUUAAAGGCGGCGAGCUCGCGCGGCGCCGUGAGCACGCUCGCGCGCAUGCUCGCCGUGCCGCCGCCGCGCGCGCCCGCGCCCGCCGAGAGGGCCCUGGCGCUGCGGGCGGCGGCCGCGGCCGGCCAUUUGGCCUCUGCGCAGCUGCUCAUAUGGCACAACGGUAAUCCAAACUACCCGGACGCCGACGGGCACGCCUGCGUAUUCUACGCGCGUGCCGCCGCCAACCACCUGUCGGGAAUACCAACCCAGUAUCCCAAGAACCUGCAGUUGACUUGCCCGCUGCACCCUAACCCACCUUCUCACAACGGCUCGGGAACAAACUCCACUAGCUCAAGUUCCAGUACAAAGAGUUCCAUCAAGAAUCCAGAUCCGGAUUGUAACUGCAUCAUAUUUGAAUUGCUGAACGCUCAAAGCGCGGCGAAUGCUCUUGUCGAGUUACUAAUUGGUUUACAGAACAACCAAUACAUGAACGGUGGUUUCGAAACGAAUGGCGGCGGCAUCAGUAGUUCCUUCAGCCACGGAACUUUAGGCCGACCGUCCAUCGGCCCUAACCUAUCUCUGACCAAUGGAAAGUGUGGCAGUAUCGUGUGAAGUACAUAUUUGUACACUUUAAAAUAUUCUAUUACAAUUUUAGGGGUUUAUAUGACAUGGUUUGUAUUUUCAAACAGUUGGUAUGCAAGAAUUACUAAUGUAAUUCAUAUUGACGUUUUUUAAGACGGAUGUCACUAAUAACCACCCCUUUAUAACCUUGUGAUUUUGUAAUAAUUCAAAGGAUCUGGAAUAUGAAUUAGUUUAUCGCGACAAAAAUUGAAAGAGCUGUGAAUAAUGUGCUUUGUGUAUAAUAUUCAGAGACUUGACAAUUUUGUUGCGUUAAGGAUGGAUCACUUAACACCGGACCGAGUUAGUUGUAGUCUUAGCUCAGGCUCAGUAUCCACCUGACAUUGCCUUUGUCGCAACAUGUACAUUUCAUGUACACGCAUUCACUGUCAACCGAGCUCCCAUACAAACAUACAGGGUUAUUUGUAAAAUACUAACAAGCUCCCAGGACUGUAAUUAUUACUAAUAUCAUAAACUUAAUAAUUCAUCCGAUUUUACUUUCAUACAAUAAUAAAAAUAUUUUAUCUACACACCUACCAUAAUCCUUCUAUGAUAUGUUCCAAAACCGGAAAUUAUGACCAGCAUAAGGAUAAACUGUUUUGUUAGAACAAAUAUGAAAAUGUUAUUAUUGCAUAAAAAUAACAUCGAAUUCGAUUUUAUUAUUUCAUUCAAAUUUCGAACAUCUCUGAAAAACAAAACAAUUUGAUUCGACC
Hyposmocoma kahamanoa is the source of this 3903-nucleotide messenger RNA. It is a transcript of the gene CenG1A, whose product is annotated as centaurin-gamma-1A. The record is from RefSeq and is a predicted model, not a curated record. The transcript is spliced from 15 exons. Gene Ontology annotation, molecular function: GTPase activity; GTP binding; GTPase activator activity. Lineage: Eukaryota; Metazoa; Arthropoda; Insecta; Lepidoptera; Cosmopterigidae. Gene Ontology annotation, cellular component: nucleus. Bases 323 to 3184 code for a protein of 953 amino acids.